AAGAAUCCUGCAAUCUGCCUUCAUAGGAUGUGUCAAGUUUCAUUAUUUUCAUCAAAAUCUAGUGAUAGAAGCUAGAGAGAAAGAUCCUUGAUCAUUAUUUGUAUACAUCACUACAAUUCAAGAACUGCAAAAAACAAGGAAAAAAAAAAUGGGAGGCCUUUUUAGGUGUGCUGAUAGUGUUGACAAGCUGUUCAUGCUCAUCGGCACCGUGGGCUGCAUCGGUGAAGGCAUGGCGUCUCCGGUCACCAUGUACGUGUUGAGCGGAGCAUUAGACGCCUUUGGCAGCGCGGAUCAGUCCAUUUCCAACGACGUGGUGAAUAAGUAUGCACUUAGGCUGCUCUACGUUGGUGUGGGAGUUGCAUUUUGUGGUUUGUUAGAAGGGCUUUGCUGGACAAGAACUGCAGAGAGGCAGACAUCAAGAAUGAGGAUGGAGUACUUGAGAUCAGUUCUCAGACAAGAAGUGGGAUUCUUCGACGGCGAAGAUGUUUCUUCUAGAACCUUCCAGAUUGUGUCAAGCACAUCUAGUGAUGCUCUCACUAUUCAAGAUGUCAUAGCUAACAAGAUACCGAAUUCCCUCGUGCAGAUCUGCUCGCUCGUGGUUGGCGUUGCAGUCGCCCUCGUGCUCUCGUGGCACCUCGCGUUAGCCUCUCUCCCACUAGUGCUCAGCUUCAUCAUCCCAGUUUUGGCAUUUGGGAAGGUGAUGGCUGACAUAGGCAUCAGGAGCAAGGAUGCCUACGGCGUGGCAGGGGACAUCGUGGAGCAGGCAGUCUCCAACGUACGAACCGUCUACUCGUACGUGGCUGAGGCGAAGACAGUGGCGAGGUACAACAGCGCGCUUGAAGAGAGCACGGAGCUCGGGAUCAAGCAAGGGCUGAUGAAAGGGUACAUGAUAGGGAGCAUGGGGAUGAUGUUCGCAACUUGGGCGUUUCAGGCGUGGGUCGGGGGCCUCCUCGUCACAGAAAAAGGCGAAAAUGGCAGCCGUGUCUUCAUCUCCGGCGCCUGCAUCAUCAUCGGAGGACUAUCCUGCAUAAAUGCUCUGCCAAAUGUGCCUUACAUCACGGAGGCGUCAGCUGCAUCGAGGAGGAUAUUCGAGAUGAUCAACCGCGUACCUGAAAUAGACGUUGAAGACGAAAACGGGAAGGUUUUAGCUGCUGUGAAGGGGCAGAUUGAGUUCAGAGAAGUCCAUUUCAGCUACCCCUCAAGGAAAGAUGAGGCAGUUCUUGAAGGGCUCUGCCUCAAGAUUAGGCCUGGCCAGAAAGUUGGCCUUGUGGGCGGGAGCGGCUCCGGGAAGUCGACAGUCGUCUCGUUGCUCGAGAGAUUCUACGAUCCUACGAAAGGAGACAUACUACUUGAUGGCCAUAGGAUCAAGAAACUGCAGCUGAAAUGGUACAGGUCUCAGUUUGGCCUAGUGAGCCAAGAGCCAGUGCUGUUUGCCACAUCUAUAAAGGAGAAUGUGUUGUUUGGGAAAGAAGAUGCUUCUCUCGAGGAGAUCGUAGCUGCGGCCAAAUCCGCCAACGCGCACGAUUUCAUCGUCGAGUUCCCUCGGGGGUACGACACGCGUGUAGGGCAGCUCGGGGUCCAGUUGUCGGGCGGGCAGAGGCAGAGGAUCGCCAUAGCACGAGCACUGCUGAGGAACCCGAGAAUUCUUUUGCUCGACGAGGCCACGAGCGCGCUUGACGCUCAGUCCGAGAGGCUCGUGCAGGAGGCCGUCGACCAAGCUGCAAGGGGCCGGACAACGCUACUGAUAGCUCACCGUCUCUCCACAAUCCAAGCCGUUGAUACGAUCAUGGUUCUUGAAUCGGGGAGGAUUGUCGAAUCGGGUAGCCACGACGAGUUGUUGCAGACCGGAAGUGGAGAAGGCGGAAUCUACAGACGAAUGAUGAAUCUUCAGACGUCGUCUGUGAACAAUGAGCUCACAUCAGACGAAACAAGUCAUAUUCCACAGAGACUGAUGAAUUCCAACAGUAUCAAAUCUUUCAACGGCUCGAGCUUACAGGAUAGCCCUGUUUCACCAAUCGCGCCUACAUUGCCCUUGAGCUUGCUCUCGUCUAUACAAAACAGCCCGGUUUCCUCGUUCAGUGACCCUUAUGGAGGAGACGAGAAGUCAGAUCCUUUGUCUCCUCCAGAUCCUCCACUCUGGAAGUUGCUGCAUAUGAACUCGCCAGAGUGGAGGAGAACCUUACUCGGCUGCUUAGGAGCAGUCGGAUUUGGGGCAGUUAUGCCCAUAAAUGCAUACUGCAUGGGAGCUCUCGUCUCUGCUUACUUCGAGGUUACGCCCUCGAAGAUCAAGUCAGAGACAAGAUUCUACUGCUUCGUCUUCUUGGGCCUCGCGCUCGUGACCCUAGUCUCGAACAUCCUCCAGCAUCACAAUUUUGCAAUCAUGGGAGAGAGGCUAACAAAACGCCUCCGUGAAAAGAUCCUCGAGAAAAUUCUAACGUUCGAGAUCCUCUGGUUCGAGAAAGAGACGAACACGACUGCUGCAAUCUGCGCCAGGCUCUCCACGGAGGCAAACAUGGUCCGUUCCCUCGUGGGGGACCGCAUGUCCCUCCUAGUCCAAGUCGCCACCAACGCCCUCCUCUCCUUCGCCCUCGGCCUGAUAGUCGCCUGGAGGCUCGCGGCCGUCCUGAUCUCCAUCCAGCCGGUGAUCAUCACCAGUUUCUUCUUGAAAACGGUGAUGAUGAGGCAGAUGUCGAUCAGAGCCCAGGAGGCCCAGGGCGAAGGAAGCCAACGAGCAAGUGAGGCAGUGACGCUUCACAGAACCAUCACUGCAUUCUCCUCACAGGGAAAGAUUCUUUCCCUAUUCGAGGCCACCCUGGCGGGGCCGCGGGCGCAGAGCCUACGCCAGUCCUGGAUCUCCGGGGCAGGGCUCUGCGCCUCGCAGUUCCUGACCACGGCCGGCAUGGCGCUGGCCUUCUGGUACGGCGGCACGCUGAUGGGGGAGGGGCGGCUGAGCUCGAGGCAGCUCUUCCUCACCUUCUUCAUCCUCAUGAGCACCGGCAAGACCAUCGCCGACGCGGGCGCCAUGUCCUCCGACAUAUCCAAAGGCCGCAGCGCGGUGAGCUCCGUCUUCGCGAUCCUGGCAGCUUGCGAAGGUGGGGCCCAGGCGCCGGGAGCGAAGUUAGACGACGAGCUGGAGGGGAAGAUAGAAUUCGACGACGUCUACUUCUCCUACCCGUCGCGGCCCGCGCAGGCGAUCCUGCGCGGGCUCUCCCUGAGGAUCGAGGCCGGGAAGACGGUGGCGCUCGUCGGAGAUAGUGGCUGCGGGAAAUCGACGAUCGUGGCGUUGAUCGAGAGGUUCUAUGAUCCGAUCAAGGGGAGGGUUCUGAUCGACGGUGGAGAUAUCAGGAGCUAUGAUGUGAGAGAGAUGAGGUCGCAGAUAGCGUUGGUGAGCCAAGAACCGGCGCUUUUUGCAGGAACCAUCCAUGAAAACAUCAUCUACGGCAGGGAUGGAGCCACGGAGGCUGAAAUCGAGGAAGCUGCAAAACUAGCAAAUGCUCAUGAAUUCAUAAGUUCGAUGAAGGACGGCUACAAGACUUACUGCGGCGACAGAGGAAUCCAGUUGUCGGGAGGGCAGAAGCAGCGGAUCGCACUCGCACGUGCGAUCAUCAAGAACCCUAAAAUCCUUCUUCUCGACGAGGCGACCAGCGCUCUCGACAGCUUGUCCGAGAAUCUGGUGCAGGAGGCGCUGGAUAAGGUGAUGGUGGCCAGAACUAGCGUAGUAGUCGCGCACCGCCUCUCCACGGUGCAGAUCGCCGACGCCAUCGCGGUCGUUAAGGACGGCAAGAUCGUCGAGGAAGGAGCUCAUGAGGAUCUCAUUGCAAUUGGAGAUGCUGGUUUCUACUAUUCUCUAGUCAAGCUUCAACAUCACUCUCUCUCCACACCCCAUUAAUUAAUUGUCUAGUAUAGUGUUCGUGUUCGUGUUAGGGCUUGUUAAUUGCA
This is a messenger RNA of Salvia miltiorrhiza (redroot sage), 3939 nucleotides long. RefSeq names its product ABC transporter B family member 15-like. Bases 149 to 3889 code for a protein of 1246 amino acids. The record is from RefSeq and is a predicted model, not a curated record. The transcript is spliced from 6 exons. Gene Ontology annotation, cellular component: membrane. Lineage: Eukaryota; Viridiplantae; Streptophyta; Magnoliopsida; Lamiales; Lamiaceae. Gene Ontology annotation, molecular function: ABC-type transporter activity; ATP binding; ATP hydrolysis activity. Gene Ontology annotation, biological process: transmembrane transport.